Messenger RNA from Microbotryum saponariae, 2394 nucleotides. The record is from the annotation of a GenBank genome assembly. Lineage: Eukaryota; Fungi; Basidiomycota; Microbotryomycetes; Microbotryales; Microbotryaceae.
AUGGGAAAAGAGAAGGGACACGGUGAGUUUCGCAUCCGUUGCAUCUUACGGAAAUCGCUCUACUCCGGUCGUUGCACCUGUUGUGCGUGUGUGCGCGGUGGCUGAUCCGUUCCGCAUCCCAUCCUCCCUUUUGCCCUGCGCUGCGCUGCGCUGCCCUGCGCUGCCUACUUUCUACGGCCGACACCCAACCCCCGUCCGCGCUAUCCAUGCCCCUCUGUGACUGCAUAUAGUUAACGUCGUCGUUAUCGGCCACGUCGAUUCCGGCAAGUCGACCACCACCGGUCACUUGAUCUACAAGUGCGGAGGUAUUGACAAGCGUACCAUCGAGAAGUUGUGAGUUUUCGCCCUCCACGACGUCGUCAGCGUACGGGUGCGGGAUGGACGGCCAGUUGCGCUCUCGCGGGCGCCCCGUCGCCGUCCUUCCUCCGCGGCGCCGGCGCUCGCCCGCAGCCCACCGCUCGCUGAAAAAACGGCGGUGGCGGCCUGCGCUGGGGACCGCGACGAACGCUCCGCCCUCGGCUCCUGUAUCUUCCGGUGGCGUGUUCAUCGCUGCUGAUCUUUUCUUCAUCGUCUUUGGUCUGGCUUCACCGUGACACAGCGAGAAGGAAGCCACCGAACUCGGCAAGGGUGAGUCCGAUUGCGCUCUCCAUCGCUCGAGCCGUCGUCGGCCACGAGGUUGCGUCACUCGCGCUUCCGCGUGCAAAGGACGCAUCUCGGGCCGCGACGUGGCUCCGAGUGCGCAAGAGGCGUAGAAUCGUUGCAGGCAUGGUGCAGAUGGCUGAACUAGCCCAACCCGUUUUGGCCCCCACUCACUCUCUAGGCUCCUUCAAGUACGCCUGGGUUCUCGACAAGCUGAAGGCCGAGCGUGAGCGUGGUAUCACGAUCGACAUCGCCUUGUGGAAGUUCGAGACCUUGAAGGUGAGUACCGCUCCCGUCGCGAACACGCGCACGGCAUUUGAGUACUCUGCAAUUGGAGACUGACUUGGGUUCCGCCCUCUCCCCUCGCAGUACAUGGUCACCGUCAUCGACGCCCCCGGUCACCGUGAUUUCAUCAAGAGUGAGUUGCGGCUGUUUCUAUCUUCACAGCCGACGGACCGCUGAUAAGCCCACCUUCCCACUCCUCUCGCGUCACAGACAUGAUCACCGGUACCUCGCAGGCCGAUUGCGCCAUCCUCAUCAUCGCCGCCGGUGUCGGAGAAUUCGAAGCCGGUAUCUCCAAGGAUGGUCAGACCCGCGAGCACGCUCUCCUCGCCUUCACCCUCGGUGUCCGUCAGCUCAUCGUUGCCAUCAACAAGAUGGACACGACCAAGUACUCCGAGGCCCGCUACGAGGAAAUCGUUAAGGAGACGUCCAACUUCAUCAAGAAGGUCGGCUUCAACCCCGCCGCGGUUGCCUUCGUCCCCGUCUCGGGCUGGCACGGAGACAACAUGUUGGAGGAGUCCCCCAACAUGUCGUGGUUCAAGGGAUGGACCAAGACGACCAAGGUCGGCUCCGCCAAGGGCAAGACCUUGCUCGAGGCCAUCGAUGCCAUCGACCCCCCCUCGCGCCCCACGGACAAGCCCCUCCGUCUCCCCCUCCAGGAUGUCUACAAGAUCGGUGGCAUCGGCACAGUGCCCGUCGGCCGAGUCGAGACCGGCACGAUCAAGGCCGGUAUGGUCGUCGUCUUUGCGCCUGCCAACGUCACGACCGAAGUCAAGUCGGUCGAGAUGCACCACGAGCAGCUCGAGGCCGGUCUCCCCGGAGACAACGUCGGCUUUAACAUCAAGAACGUUUCCGUUAAGGAUAUCCGACGUGGUAACGUUUGCGGUGACACCAAGAACGACCCCCCCAAGGAGGCCGCUUCGUUCAACGCCCAGGUCAUCGUCAUGAACCACCCCGGUCAGAUCGGUAACGGUUACGCACCGGUCCUCGAUUGCCACACCGCCCACAUUGCGUGCAAAUUCGACACCCUCCUCGAGAAGAUCGACCGUCGUUCGGGCAAGUCGAUCGAAGACACUCCCAAGUUCGUCAAGUCCGGUGACGCCGCCAUCGUCAAGAUGGUCCCCUCCAAGCCGAUGUGCGUCGAGUCCUUCUCCGAGUACCCCCCUCUUGGACGAUUCGCCGUCCGUGACAUGCGUCAAACCGUCGCUGUCGGUGUCGUCAAGGUGAGUCUUUUGUCGUAUCGGCUUGUCGGUGAGAUCGUUGCUCUACAGUUGCUGACUAAAUCCCUCCCCCGCGCGCGCGUCGCCCCUGUCUCCCCCUUCGCCCCCUCCGCCUCUCUCCUUCACCCUCUCCCCUCCUCGACCUUUCGAUGAUACUUCUAAACAAUUACAACCCCUAAAGAGCGUUGAGAAAACCGAUGGCCGAGGUGGAAAGGUUACGAAGGCCGCCGAGAAGGCCCAAAAGAAGAAGUAA